This is a messenger RNA of Hydractinia symbiolongicarpus, 1642 nucleotides long. Its product is annotated as transcription initiation factor TFIID subunit 6-like. Gene Ontology annotation, biological process: RNA polymerase II preinitiation complex assembly; transcription initiation at RNA polymerase II promoter. Gene Ontology annotation, cellular component: SAGA complex; SLIK (SAGA-like) complex; transcription factor TFIID complex. Gene Ontology annotation, molecular function: RNA polymerase II general transcription initiation factor activity; transcription coactivator activity; protein heterodimerization activity. The record is from RefSeq and is a predicted model, not a curated record. The coding region runs from base 13 to 1527 and encodes 504 amino acids. The transcript is spliced from 2 exons. Lineage: Eukaryota; Metazoa; Cnidaria; Hydrozoa; Anthoathecata; Hydractiniidae.
GUUCCUUUAAACAUGGCGGGUGUAAAUAGUGAAGAUUCACAAUCUAAGGUCAAAGAUCUUUAUGUGGAAGGGGCAUAUACAAAUGAAGUAGUUAAAACUAUCGUAGAGUCAGCAGGUUACGAUAAGCCCCCUGAUGACGUUCUUCAAUAUUUGGCAGAAACUAUCACUUUCCGUAUAAAGCAAAUAGUCCAGGAAGCAGCUAAGUUUCAAAACAAAUCAAAACGGAAACAGUUGAAAUCAGCUGAUAUUGAUAACGCUUUGCGAGUGAAAAAUGUCGAACCCGUAUAUGGAUUUAGCUCAAGUGACUUUGUUCCAUUCCGGUAUGCUAGCGGGGGAGGCCGUGAAGUAUACUUUCAGGAGGAACAAGAGGUUGACCUUGAAGAAAUUAUGUCUCAAAAUUUGCCAAAAAUUCCAUUAGAUAUUGCUCUCAAAUCGCAUUGGCUUGCAGUAGAUGGUGUUCAGCCAUCUAUACCUGAAAAUCCACCUCCCAUAUCUAAAGAUAUCCAGUUGAAGGAUAAUGUGGAUCCAGUGAUAAAAAGUGAACACAUAAGUGAAGUUCCGGUUGAUGGUUUACCCCAAGAAGAAAAGACACAUGUCAAAGAUACAAAGCAAAAAGAACAUAAGUUAGACAAGAAAAAAAUGGAGGAAUUUAAAAAGAUGAAAGAUGCACACAAAAAUGACGUUCAGAAGUUAAAACCAUUGGUUACACAUGAGUUGUCUGUGGAACAACAAUUGUAUUAUAAGGAAAUUACAGAAGCUUGUGUUGGGUCCAAUGAAGUAAAGCGUACUGAUGCCCUUCAGAGCUUAUCUUCUGAUCCUGGACUAUAUCAACUUUUACCUCAUUUUGUGACUUUUAUUGCUGAGGGUGUACGUGUAAAUGUUGGUCAACACAAUUUGGCUUUAUUAAUUUAUUUGCUUAGGAUGAUCAAGUCCUUAAUGGAAAAUUCAACGUUGUACUUGGAAAAAUAUUUGCACGAACUGGUCCCUGCAGUUAUAACAUGUAUUGUAAAUAAACAGUUGUGUCCUCGGCCUGAUUUUGAAAAUCAUUGGGCUUUGCGUGAUUUUGCUUCUAGAUUAAUGGCCCUAAUCUGCAAACAUUUUAGUACAACAACAAAUAAUAUUCAAUCUAGAGUUACAAAAACUUUGUGUACAUCGUUGUAUAAUGAGAACGCACCUUUAGUAACACAUUAUGGAGCUAUUGCUGGACUGUCAGAGUUGGGUUUAGAGGUUCUUAAAUUCUUCGUUUUGCCACGAUUAAAGCUAGAAGGUGAUCUCAUAAAACAGGCAUUAGAAGGUAACACUUCUGAUAAAAAAUCUGCAGAACAUUUACAAGCCUUACUCAUCAAACAUUGUUCUGUGGCCAUUGCAAAGACUCAUUCACCACCAGAUGUACAUGCACAGUUUGUAACUGAUUUUGGAUAUCUUGGUACAGCAAUUUGCACUAAAGUUCAACAGUUGCGAAUGUCUCAGGGCAAUCCAAGCAGAACACCAGUCACACCUGUUUUAUUGCAAGCAAUGUCAAAAUAAUGCAUAUAUACAUUAAUUUGCAUGCAGGGUCGGCAAAGUGAUUUUGUCGCUUUGGUCCAAAAUUUUGUACAUACAUUUUAUACAAAAUGAUCCCAUGUUUAUAAAAAUCAAAAGA